Messenger RNA from Harmonia axyridis, 2376 nucleotides. RefSeq lists its product as uncharacterized. Gene Ontology annotation, molecular function: catalytic activity. Bases 1 to 2376 code for a protein of 791 amino acids. The transcript has 4 exons. The record is from RefSeq and is a predicted model, not a curated record. NCBI's taxonomy places the organism in Eukaryota, Metazoa, Arthropoda, Insecta, Coleoptera, Coccinellidae.
AUGGCGUCAAGUGAAGAUGAUCAUAGCGAUGGUGAGAGCAUCAAAAGUGAUAAAAGCACAGUUUUAUUAGAUAACAAUUAUAAAUGUUGUACCAAAAAAGUGUGCGCGAUCCAAAUUUGCAUAAAUUGCGAAGGUAUAUACCAUGGAUCUUGCGUUAAGAAGAAAAACAUCAAGGUAAUCAGUGGAAGAUAUAUCGAGUGUUGUGAUAAGAUCCUCGAAAAACGCAAAAAACUGAACAAGGAAGAAGUUUUGGAGCUCAAGAUCGAAUACCUGAGCCCGGAAAGAAAAGUUUGGUUGAAUAUCUAUAGAGUAAACAAUAAUGUAACAACUGAAAUGGUGGAAGGUCAUAUCAAGAAACAACCUGGUUUCGAAAAUACAAAAAUUACUGUAACAGAACUACAGACAAAACAAGGACAACUCAAAAAUUUUUGUGUUACAGCUCCACUUACAAAGAAGAAUGAAAUACCUGAGGGAAGUCAUGGUGGAUCAGCUUUAUAUUUUCACAAAAACAUCAAAGGCAAAACAAGAAAACAACUGCAAAAAUUUUCCAAGUAUGGAGAGUUUGAAUGUGCAGCUGGAGAGUGGACCACAAAAAAGAGACAAUUCAUAGUUCUGUCAAUAUAUAGACCUCCAAAUGGUAGCAUAAAAACUUUCCUGUCCGCAAUGGAAAAAGUUUUAGAGAAAAUUCAUCAAGAAAAUAAGGAGAUAAUAAUAGCAGGUGAUUUCAAUAUUGAAUUAUUAAGACCAAAUAAAGAUGCAUCUGAGUUACUAAAUUUGAUGGAAUCUUUCAAUCUCAAUCCAGUAAUUAACCAGGAUACAAGAGUUACUGAUAGGUCAAGUUCAUCCAUUGACAAUAUUUUCACAAAUAUUUCUGAUUGGGAAAGUUCUGUGUUCAACAUUCAUGUAUCAGAUCAUAAAGCGCAAAAACUCAGUUUCUUAAUAGAAAUAGAGAAAAAUAAUAAUCUUAAGUUCUGUCGAUUUUAUGGUCUGCAAGAAAAAAAGACAUUUCUGGAGGAAUUAUUCAGUCAGAGCUGGGAGCUUGUAAGAGAAGCAGACACACAAAAUGUUGAUGAGCAAUGGAAUAUUUUCAUGUCGGACUUUACGAAUAUAUUCAAUAAAAACUUCCCAAAAAAACUGUCAAUAAACAAAAAGCAUUUGAGCAAGUAUAGAUCACCUGAAAUUGAAGAAAUAAAAAAGAGACUAGAUAUUCUUUUGAUUAUGAGUAACGCUAGUAAACAACAUAUGGAUCUGUACAGAAAUACAAAGAAAGAAUAUGACCACGCACUGAAAAAACAGAGAACAAAAUCUUAUGAGGAACGGGUGAUUAGAUCUGACAAUAAAAGCAAGACUAUGUGGCAAAUCUGCAAGGAAAUAUCAGGUACAAUUAAAGAUCAAGAGAAUUAUCAGCUAGAAGGAACCCCAGAAGAAAUUGCGGAAAAUUUAAAUAUACACUUCAACAAUACAGUAACUGAUAUAUUGAAAAACUUACCCACAAUAGCUAUAAAUUAUUCCCACAUGAAGUAUAUCGAUAAAUCUUUUUAUUUGAAACCUACCACUCCUACAGAAGUUGAAAAUUUAGGUGAAUCGAUUAAAAACAAAUUCAGUAGUGGUGACGAUGAAAUCCCGAUUAUGAUAGUCAAACUAGCAUUGCCAGCAGUUAGCAAAAUAAUAUCAUAUAUAAUAAACAACUCAUUCAAAUAUGGUAUUUUUCCUGAGAGUCUAAAGAUGGCAUUAAUAAAACCCAUCUUCAAAGAAGGUCAUCCAGAAAUUUUAAGCAACUACCGGCCCAUUAGUCUACUACCAGCUUUCUCUAGAGUUUUUGAAAUGCUGGUGUCUGCAAGAAUCAUAAAUUUUUUCAAUGAAGAAGACCUAUUCAAUCACACUCAACACGGAUAUCUACAUGGACGAUCGACACAAACAGCCAUCUUUCAGUUUGUACAGUACAUCUUGGAAUUACUCGAAGACAAAAAAAUGGCAUUGGGAAUAUUCUUGGACAUUUCCAAGGCCUAUGAUUCAUUAAAUAUGGAAUAUUUGCUUAAAAAAUUGGAAUUUUAUGGUGUACGAGGAAAUGCAAAUGAUUGGCUGAAAUCCUACAUGUCUUACAGAAAACAAAGAGUAACCGUCACAAAAGACAAUAUUACCAGCAAAUCAAAAAUACUAACAAGAACGAUAGGAAUAGAUCAAGGAAGCGUCAUUGGAACAUUACUUUUCAUAAUUUACCUGAAUGACUUGGGAAACAUAAUUCAAAAUAGUGAAGGAAAUAUUGUCAAUUUCGUCGACGACACAAAUUUACUUACUGGUGCAGAAGAUUUUGAAGAGCUGACAAGAAGAGCAAGUCACAUUUUUAAUGAUGUAGAAAUAUCGGGCAUAUCUUGA